Messenger RNA from Aspergillus luchuensis, 351 nucleotides. Its product is annotated as acyl carrier protein. The record is from RefSeq and is a predicted model, not a curated record. Gene Ontology annotation, molecular function: phosphopantetheine binding. The transcript has a single exon. The coding region runs from base 1 to 351 and encodes 116 amino acids. NCBI's taxonomy places the organism in Eukaryota, Fungi, Ascomycota, Eurotiomycetes, Eurotiales, Aspergillaceae.
AUGGACCAAAGCACGACUGGGUCCGCCCCUACCUCUGCCCAGGCCGUAGACUAUGGAGCCCUUCUUGGGGCUGCUGGCAAUGUAGAAGAAGCAGGAGCCAUUGUCGCCACAGCUCUCGCGCAGAGACUCUCUCAAGCUCUCUCGGUACCGGAGGAGGAUGUUGAUAUCAAUAGGCCUGCUCAUUCCUUCGGCGUGGACUCUCUGGUGGCCGUCGAGCUGCGGUUCUGGUUCGCCAAUGAAAUGAAGGCAGAGCUCUCGGUCUUCAACAUCCUGGCGGACUGUAGUAUCAGGGAGUUGGGUCAGCAAGCGGCUGGCAAGAGUCAAUAUGUGCAGAAGGGGCAAGGGAACUAA